AACAAAAAUAAAAUGGUUCGCGUGACCAAUCUACGAGCUUCCAUUCAAUAUUUGCGUCUGAAUCAUCUCUGGUCACCAGACGGGCUUCAGAGCUUUCGUAGAACGGUCAAAGCCAUUCGAUAAGCAUUUAGAUACACUACAACAUUGAAUUUUCUUCUUUUCUUCCCCCCUAACCUUUUCAUUAGUGUGAACAAAAAGGCACAAAAUGGUGAAACAGCGGUUGAUGAAGAACCCCCAAAAAGUGAUGCCACAGUUGAUGGCAGCAGUGGUCGGGUCGUGGGGUUACUUUUGCAUGGGCACCGUCCGAGGAUGGGGCUCACCUGGAUUGCCAUCUCUCAAUCGAACAUUAGAUUUCGAAAUGGACGUAGACGAUUUCAAAUGGAUCUCUGCAAUGCCCAUGUGCGGCUCUUUCUUCGGGGCGCUGGCCAUCAGCAUUCCGAUGCAAUAUUGCGGCCGUAAGAAAGCCCUGAUUGGUCAUUAUCUGCUCUACAUAUUCGGAUCGCUCAUCGUAGGACUUACCUGUAUUGGCAAACACAAAGCCAUGUUGUACGCUGGACGACUUUUACAGGGAUUUGGCGUCGGAUGUACAACUCCAGCCUGUCAAAUUUACGUGAGUGAAUGCUCAUCGCCAAACGUCCGUGGGCGAUUGGGUUCCAUAACAGCCUCUUCCUUGGCUCUCGGAGUCUGGGUGGCCUACAUCAUCGGUGCCUUCGUCGCAUGGGAUAACUUAUCUUUCAUUUUCACUAUUCUGCCCGUCAUCUUCUUGUUGUGGACUUGUCUCAUGCCCGAAACUCCCAUUUGGUUGCUCACCAACGGAAUGGAAGACGAGGGACGUCGAGCUCUUCAACAACUUCGCGGAAAGAACACUAACGUGGACGCGGAAAUGCGGCGGAUGAAGGAACAUCACGAGAAAACAGCCAGCAGUCACGGAUCCAUACGCCUCGGAGAUUUGAUGAGGGGUCCCGUUAUGAAGCCGUUCGGCAUUUCAAUGGGCAUCAUGUUCUUCCAGCAAGCCACCGGCAUCAACGCCAUGAUAUUUUACACCGUCAGCAUUUUUCAGACGGCCGGAAGCAGCAUCGAUAGUCGCUACGCCACCAUAAUCGUCGGUGGUGUUCAACUGGUGUUUACCAUCGCCUCCGGAUUCCUGGUGGAUCGCUACGGCCGUCGGAUUCUCCUGUUGAGUUCGGCUGCCAUCACUUCCAUUUCCCUUACAUCCAUGGGAACGUUCUUCUACUUCCAGCGGAUUUGGGGCGGAGACACAGCCACUAAACUUCUCGGAUGGCUGCCACUCGUUUCGCUAAUAGUUUUCUUUGUUGCCUACUCCGGCGGUAUGAGCAACGUCCCAUUCAUUAUAAUGGGCGAAAUGUUCCCGUCCCAGUAUAGGACCAUGUUGGGAACGAUAACGUCUUCUUUCAAUUUGAUCGUGACCCUGGUAAUUGUCCGUUUCUUCCCCGACAUGCUGAUCCAUUUGGGCAGCGACGUGACGUUUUUCAUCUUUGCCGGAUGCACCUUAUCGAGCAUCGCAUUCGUUUACUUCCUCUUGCCGGAAACUAAAGGCAAAACUCUCGAGGAGAUGGAAGAGCUUUUUAGCAAUGUUAAGAAAGGUGACAAACCGGCAGAGGACGAACAGGCUGCCCUAGCAACGGUCAGCACGCAGUUCACGAACAUAACCGACAACCAACGCGGACUUGUCGAUCAUAGCAUUGUACCACCAGCUAAUGAAGUAGACAGUGACAGAAUCGCUGUUUUCUAAAUAAAAAUAAAAAUUUGAUUUAA
This is a messenger RNA of Daphnia carinata, 1776 nucleotides long. Its product is annotated as facilitated trehalose transporter Tret1-like. Gene Ontology annotation, biological process: transmembrane transport; carbohydrate transport. NCBI's taxonomy places the organism in Eukaryota, Metazoa, Arthropoda, Branchiopoda, Diplostraca, Daphniidae. Gene Ontology annotation, cellular component: membrane. The transcript is spliced from 5 exons. The coding region runs from base 206 to 1753 and encodes 515 amino acids. Gene Ontology annotation, molecular function: sugar transmembrane transporter activity. The record is from RefSeq and is a predicted model, not a curated record.